AUGAAGUUUGCAUAUAAGUUUAGUAAUCUACUGGGUGCAGUUUAUCGUAAGGGAGAUUUAAUAUUUUCUCCAGAUGGAUCUUCAGUUAUCAGUCCUGUGGGAAAUCGGAUAACAAUAUAUGAUCUAAAAAAUAAUAAAUCAUAUACAUUACCUGUGGAAAGCAGAUAUAAUUAUAGAUGCAUUGACUUAUCCCCUAAUGGAUCAUUAUUAAUUGCAAUUAAUGAUGCAGGUGAAGCUCAUAUAAUCAGUAUGAUUAGUAAAAUGGUCAUACACAAAUAUAAAUUUAAAUCCCAUUGUAGAUGUGUAAAGUUUUCUCCAGAUGGGAAACAUUUUGCAGUAUGUAAACAGAAUAAUGUAUUUAUAUUUAAUGCACCUGGUCUACAGACAGGUGAAUACAAUCCUUUCAUCAUGGAACGUGUAUUUCAUACAGCAAUGGAUAACACUACAUGUAUUAAUUGGUCUUAUGACUCUAGAUUGUUAGCUGUUGGGUCGAAAGACAUGUCUACAAAAAUUUACAGUUUAGAAAAGUAUGAGAACUUUAGAUAUAUUAAUCUUGGUGGUCAUUCAGAUGGAAUUGUAGCAUGCUUCUUUGAAAAGAAAAGUUAUGAUCUAUCUACAAUAAGCAAAAAUGGACGACUGUGUAUAUGGGAGUGUACAAUUGAUCCAGAUGAUUUAAUGCCAGUGGAAUCACCUCCAAUUAAAAAAGAUAAAUUAACAGACAGUGACGAAGAAGAUGAUGUUGAUAUUGAAAAAGCUAUAGAGAAAACGGACAAACAGGCCAUAGUUCAAGAACAUAACUUAGAACAGUCAUUACAAUCAUUUGAAUCAGAUGUUGAGAAUACCAACACUGAGACAGAAGUUAAAAAAUUAAGCUACACCAGAUUAUGUCGGCAUCGUUUAGCUCAGGAUGCCUCAAAGAAAGCAAAUGACAGAGUUAUGCUUACUGCAGCUGCAUAUCAUCAACAGACUAAUAUCCUAGUGGUAGGAUUUUCCAAUGGUUCAUUUUUUUUGUACGAAAUGCCUGAUGUGAAUAUAAUACACUCCCUCAGUAUAUCAAAUCAACGCAUUUCAUCCAUCGCGAUAAAUUCAACCGGCGAUUGGAUAGCAUUAGGAUCUUCCACAGCUGGACAAUUAUUAGUAUGGGAGUGGCAGAGUGAAACUUAUGCCAUGAAGCAGCAAGGUCACAGUAAUAACAUGAACUGUUUAGCAUAUAGUCCUGAUGGCCAAUAUAUUGUUACCGGUGGUGAUGACGGGAAAGUAAAAUUAUGGAACACAAUGAACGGAUUUUGCACUAUAACAUUUCAGGAGCAUGCGUCUACGGUAACAGGAGUGUUGUUUAGUCAUAAUAGGAAAUUUAUCGUUUCUGCGUCGCUUGACGGAACUGUCAGAGCGUACGAUUUAGCAAGGUACAGGAAUUUUAGAACUCUUACUUCACCGCGACCGGUACAGUUUUCCUGCGUUGCUUUAGAUUCAAGCGAUGAGUUUCUUGCAGCAGGAGGUCAAGAUUUCUUUGAAAUUUAUUUGUGGAGUGUUAAACUGGGUACACUUUUGGAGAUAUUAAGUGGUCAUGAAGGUCCAGUUGUUAGUUUGGCGUUUAGCCCAAUUUUAACAAGCACAGAAUUAGUCUCUGUGUCUUGGGACAAGACUUUGAAAAUAUGGAAUGCGAUUGAAAGUGGUUCCUUGCAUGAAACGAUACAAUUAACUUCAGAUGGUUUGUGUGUUACUUAUAAACCAAACGGUGAGGAAGUGGCGGUUGCCACUUUAGAUGGACAAAUCUCGUUUUUCCACUGUAAAACGGCGGUACAAAUUGGUAGCAUCGAAGGAAGGAAUGAUCUAGGCAGUGGAAGGGCACGACGUGACCUUAUCACAGCAAAGAAGAGUCUUCAGGGCAAGGCUUUCACUACUUUGUGUUAUUCAGCUGAUGGUACAUGUUUAUUGGCUGGUGGACAGUCUAAAAAUAUAUGUCUCUAUAAUGUACAAGAAUUUAUGCUUCUAAAAAAAUUUGUUGUAACAAAGAAUAAAUCAUUGGAUGCGGUUGAUGUAAGUAAAUCUUUGAAAUGCUUUUUGAAUAAAAUUAUUGUUUUAAUAAUAAAUUAAUUUUAUUUAAGAAACUACAAAAUGGAAAUUCGAGUAUACAAUAUACAAUUUUCUCCAACAGGACAGGCAUGGGCUACAGCUACAACAGAAGGAUUAUUAGUGUAUUCAUUAGAUGCUGGGCUGGUAUUUGAUCCAUUUCAAUUGGAGGUGGGAAUCACACCCGAAACUGUGAAGAAAACUUUGAAUAAAAAGGAAUAUGCAAAAGCAUUAAUGAUGGCUCUAAGGCUGAAUGAACAAUUAUUAAUAAAAUGUGUCAUAGAAAAUAUUUCAUGUUCGGAUAUCAAUUUAACUGUUACGAAUUUAUCUGCUAUUUACGUGGAGAAACUUUUGAAAUUUGUAGCAUUAGAAUUGGAAUUCACCAGGCACAUACACUUUUAUCUCCUUUGGAUAGAAACUAUAUUGACUAAACAUGGAUCAAGAAUAAAUUCUGCUCUACAAAUGCCAGUAUUAUUGAUACUGCAGAAAAAUAUGCAAAAGAAAUAUGACGAUUUGAGCAAAAUAUGUGACUUUAAUCAAUACACGAUGAGUUAUUUGAAAACGGUUGGAUCUUAUAAAGCAGCCCGGAAAUCUGCUAGCGAUAAAGUUGCAACAGAAUCUGACGAGGAAUCUGAAAAGUCUUCAAUUGAAGAAGUUGAAAUAGACUAA
This is a messenger RNA of Habropoda laboriosa, 2742 nucleotides long. Its product is annotated as periodic tryptophan protein 2 homolog. Gene Ontology annotation, molecular function: protein binding. The record is from RefSeq and is a predicted model, not a curated record. NCBI's taxonomy places the organism in Eukaryota, Metazoa, Arthropoda, Insecta, Hymenoptera, Apidae. The transcript has 14 exons. Gene Ontology annotation, cellular component: Pwp2p-containing subcomplex of 90S preribosome; small-subunit processome. Gene Ontology annotation, biological process: ribosomal small subunit assembly; maturation of SSU-rRNA from tricistronic rRNA transcript (SSU-rRNA, 5.8S rRNA, LSU-rRNA).